AUGAGUCUGUCUGAAGCUCAACGCGGGGAGCCCAUCGCAUUGAUCGGCAGUGGUUGUCGCUUUCCAGGCGGUGCAAGUAGCCCUUCUCGUCUCUGGGAGCUUCUGAAAUCCCCCAGAGACUUGGUGAAGAAAGUUCCCAAAGAAAGAUUCAACAUAGACGGCUAUUACCAUCCCGAUGGGCAUCAUCAUGGCCGAACAAAUGCACAAUACGCAUACUUUCUCGAAGAAGAUCCAUAUACGUUUGAUCCAGGCUUCUUCAAUAUCUCCCCCAAUGAAGCCGAUACAAUCGAUCCUCAACAGCGCUUGCUUCUGGAGACCGUCUUUGACAGCCUCCUAUCGGCGGGGCUUAGGAUGGAGGAUCUUCGAGGCUCUCCUACCGCCGUCUACGUCGGAUUGAUGCAACGCGAUUUUCUUGACAACUCAAACUAUGACAUAGAUGCAUUGAGCACAUAUGCCGCCACCGGAGCCGCGGCAUCUAUUCUUUCCAACAGGGUCUCGUACGCGUUUGGCUGGCAUGGGCCUAGUAUGACUAUCGAUACUGCUUGUAGCUCAUCUCUCGUUGCCGUUCACCUUGCUGUUCAGCAGCUUCGAACAGGAGCGAGUCGGGUCGCUGUGGCAGCCGGCUCGAAUCUAAUUCUUGGCCCCACCCCCUUUGUCACUGCAAGCAAGCUCAACAUGUUCUCACCCACCGGCCGUUCUCGGAUGUGGGACGCCGCAGCGGACGGUUACGCCAGAGGUGAAGGCAUUGCCGCUGUCGUUCUCAAGACCCUGACGCAGGCAAUUGCAGAUGGUGACACUAUCGAAUGUAUAAUACGCGAAACCGGCAUCAAUCAGGAUGGCAAGACUCCUGGCAUAACGAUGCCGAGUCCGGCGGCACAAGAGGCGCUGAUUCGGCAAGUCUACAAGACAGCAGGUCUCGAUAUUACGAAACCUGAGGACAGGUGUCAAUAUUUCGAAGCCCACGGAACAGGGACUCAAGCGGGAGAUCCACAGGAAGCCUGUGCCAUCUCGUCUGCUUUCUUCGGCGACAGACAGCGUGCUGUUGACGAAGACCCACUCUACGUGGGCAGUAUAAAGACCAUCAUUGGCCACACCGAAGGUACUGCAGGGGUCGCUGGCCUGAUUAAAGCAUCACAGGUCAUACAGCAUGGCAUUCUUCCCCCAAACAUGCUAUUCAAUGAGCUGAAUCCGAGAGUGGCCCCGUUCUAUUCAGAUCUGCGAGUCGUCACGGAACAACAGGCCUGGCCGGCGCUCAAGUUCAACCAACCACGACGCGUGAGCGUCAACUCGUUCGGCUUUGGGGGAACAAAUGCCCAUGUAAUUCUCGAGUCAUACGUUCCCGCCUCGAAAUUAGCGCUGGAUCCAGCACCAACGCCUUGUCUCGCCCCGAUCGUGCUCUCCGCACACUCUACUGCCUCACUUAGAGCUUCCCUGGAGGACCUCAAGCAAUGUCUAACCAGCCAGCCGGAACUUCGGCUGUGCGAUCUGGCCUGGACACUGCUGAAUAAGCGGUCUGCCCUCCAAGUCCGCCAUACGAUACAAGCAAAAACCGUGCCAGCACUCUGCGAGGCUCUCGACCGCGAUGCACCUUUGGUGUCAGGAAAGCAAGCCGCCACAACGAUAUCGGACGUGAAGAGAAAACCUCAAGUUCUUGGUAUUUUUACUGGACAGGGUGCUCAGUGGCCAGCAAUGGGGAAGAUCCUCAUUUCUGAAGUUGCAUACGCUCGAAAUAUCGUUUCAGAGCUUGACUACAGCCUUCAGAGCUUACCAGCAGAAUACCGACCUCGAUGGAGUCUCAUGCAUCAACUUCUCCUGGAAGGUGAACACUCUAAUGUGCACGAUGCUGCCUUUUCUCAGCCGCUUUGUUGUGCGGUCCAAAUCGUGCUGAUCAAGCUCCUUGAAGCGGCAGGGGUGACAUUCAAGGUUGUCAUCGGGCACAGUUCAGGGGAGAUAGCUUGUGCCUUCGCUGCCGGCUUCAUAUCGGCGUCGCAAGCCAUCCGUAUUGCAUACCUUCGCGGCUUUACCGCAGAAUACGCGCGUGGCCCAGAUGGUAUAGAAGGUGCCAUGUUGGCUGCGGGCACCUCCUUCGACGACGCGAGCGACUUGUGCGCUCUUGAGGCUUUCGAAAAUAGACUAACAGUUGCUGCGAGCAAUGGUCCAGACUCCGUUACGCUCUCUGGAGAUAAGGAUGCCAUCCUCGAGGCAUACGAUAUUCUUAUUGACGAAUCGCGGUUUGCUCGAGUCCUCAAAGUUGACAAGGCUUACCACUCACACCAUAUGCGUCCUUGCGCAGAGCCGUACGUUACCGCUCUGAAAGCUUGUGGGUGUGAUACGUUCACCUCGCGCAAUGCGCCCCGAAGCACUUGGCUCUCGUCCGUACACGAAGGGAAGAUAAUGUGGCUCGAGGACCUUAGCGCGGAGUACUGGAAAGAAAACUUGCUCUCCCCGGUCCUCUUUUCUCCAGCGGUCGAGCUAGCAGUCCUGAAACACACGCCCCUUGACAUUUGCAUCGAGGUUGGCGCUCACCCUGCACUGAAGAAUCCAACCCUGCAGACCAUCCAAAACUGUAUCGGGUCUGACCUCCCGUACGUGGGCUGCAUGGAGCGCAAGAAAGACGACACCGAAGCCUUCGCUUCAUGCUUAGGAUACAUGUGGUUGCAUUUCGGCUCAGCGGCUAUUGAUAUUGACACCUUGUAUAGCAGCCUGUCAAUCAAUGCACAAGUCCGUGAUCUCUCGAAGGAGCUUCCGAGCUAUUCCUGGGACCACUCGCGCUCUUACAGGAAGGAGUCCCGCGCACUUCGCGCCUUGCUUGAUGCAGAAAGGCCUCAUCUGUUGCUCGGCAGGCGCUCUGCCCACAGCACUCCUUUGUCGACGCACUGGCAAAAUUUCAUAUGUCCACGGGAUAUUGAAUGGCUCGACGGCCACUCACUUCAGGGACAGAUUGUGUUCCCUGGGGCAGGCUACGUGGUCAUGGCUAUGGAGGCUGCCGUAAAGCUGAGCGGCGAGCGGAGCAUUCAGCUCUUGGAAGCUCUGGACGUCAAAAUCGACAAGGCUGUUACCUUCGAAGAUGAGAACAGCAUGGUCGAGCUCAACUUAAGCAUUGACGUGGACCCGUCGCAGACUAUGGAUGCAUAUGCCGUGUAUAGUUUCACCAUCAACUCGUGCCUCGCCAGAGAAACUGGGCCCACUCGUUCAGUCGCUGGCACACUCGCCAUCACGUAUGGGUCAGCGACGCGCGAGGCUCUGCCAGCACCCUCGGACGAACCCGCCCACCUCAAUGAUGUUAGCAUCGACCGGUUCUACAACAUGCUCGACGAGGCUGGGUACAACUAUACCAAGCAGUUCCGCGGAAUCACCAGCCUCAGACGCGGUGACGGCAAGGCGUACGGCACCAUUAACUUCCACCGCCUGGAAGACGGCCACCGCAACAUGGUCAUCCAUCCUAGCACGCUCGAUGUUGCCUUUCAGAGCAUGAUUGGAGCAUAUGCAGCUCCUGGUGAUGGGCGUCUACGAUCCCUGCUUGUCCCUACCAGAAUCGGUCGCAUCGCUCUAAACCCGUGGAUUGCUGAUUGGAUCAACGCUUCGUCUAGUCAAGUAGACUUCAUCUCCACCAAUUUGUCAAGCGUUGGUACAAACAUGCAAGGGGAUAUUGAGGUCUUUGACUCCGAGACUAAGGCAACGAUGCUUCACAUCGAGGGUAUUGGUUUUAAGCCCACCUUCCCACCCUCGGCUGCAGACGAUCACGACAUGUACACUAAAUGGAGCUGGGGUCCUCUGAAUCCGGAUCCGUUGCUCAACGAAGUCGAUAGACAUGCCACAGAGCAGGACAAGAAGGACGUUGCAGUUAUCGAGCGGGUUACCUACUGGUAUAUCAGAUUUAUCCUGGACAGGGUGACCGCCGAGGAUCGUGAGAAAGCACCCUUCCACUUCGCAAAGUAUAUCCAAUGGUGUGAGCAUGUACUCAGUGAAACCCAAGGCGGUCGCAACGUAUGGUACACACCAGAUUGGGAUAAAGAUACACGUGCCGAUAUCGAAGAAAUGAUCCGAAAAAAUAUAUGCCAACCGUUCAUCCGUCUCAUCCAGAGAGUUGGCGAAGGUGCUUUGCAAACAUUCCGCAACAAUGAGAAUGCCUUCGAUCUCCUGGACCACGACGGCCUGCUCACGGAGUUCUACAGCGGGGAAGUGAGUUAUGGCCAAUCUUAUUACUAUUACCAACGGAUGCUCGAGCAAAUCACCCACCGCUACCCGAACAUGGACGUUCUUGAAGUCGGAGCGGGCACAGCAGGAGCGACACGAUUAUUUUUGAACCAUGAUCAACUCUCUUUUAACAGCUACACCUUCACCGAUAUUUCCCGCACCUUCUUCGAACCCGCCGCCAAAGAGUUUGAGCGACACGCAGCAAAGAUGGAUUUCCAACCACUCGACAUCCGCCUGCCCCCUAGCGAACAGGGAUUCAAGCCUAACUCAUAUGACUUGAUCGCGGCGUCCAAUGUGCUCCACGCCACACCGAACCUCGAAGUGACUAUGGCAAACGUCCGGUCGCUGCUGAAACCUGGGGGUCGAUUGAUUGUCAUUGAAAUUGCGCACCGCGAGCAUACUCGUGUCGGAUUCAUCUUUGGGCUGUUCCCAGAUUGGUGGUCCGGUCAUGAGGAAGGCCGUGUGUUGGAGCCCUUCAUUUCUUACGAUGAAUGGGACAAAUUACUGAAGAGAACCGGGUUCUCUGGCAUUGACAGCCGCUCUUUUGAUCCAGACAGUACAACCUUCCCAAGCGGCGUAUUCCUUUCCCAUGCCGUAGACGACUUUAUAAGGAAGCUGGAUUCGCCCCUGACUGCUCCUUUGGAGGACUCUUAUAGGCCACUAGUUAUCGUCGGAGGUUCCUCGCCAAAGACGGCUGAGCUCGUUGUUCGACUCCCCGACAUUCUACCGGUACGCAAAAUUGACACCGUCCCAAGCUUCCGAGAGAUCAUCGACUUUGACUUACACCCGGGGUCAACAUUCAUUGUACUCUCGGAGCUUGAUGAGCAUACCUUUGCGGCAUUGGACAACGAAAAGUUCGAUGCCUUACAGACCAUCUUCAAUGCUGCUCGCCAUGUCUUGUGGGUGACUGAAAACGCUUGGAAUGAGAAUCCCCAGCAAGCACAGUCAAUCGGCCUACUUCGUACAUUGCGUCAUGAAUAUCCCGACAUUCAGAUCCAACUGCUGGAUGUUGACAACGUUCGAACCCUGGAGCCUCGUUCCCUGAUCGAGACGGUGCUGCGUCUGGAACAUGGCGCGAAAUGGGAGGACGGCGACCUUCUAUGGACUCAAGAGCCCGAGCUGUACUUAUCUGGCGGCAAGGUCCUGAUAUCGCGUCUCAAACGUGAUGUAGAGAGGAACAACCGACUAAAUUCUGGCCGCCGUCCCAUCCUGGUCGACCUAGACCCACGAAAAGAGAAUUUGAGCUUGGAAUACGAUGAAGGAAAGCCUUUCUUCGGAGCCAAUGUAGAGCGGUUUAUCCCCUUGUUCCCUGACGAGACCUCGGUGAAGGUCCAUGUGCAGUACUCGCUCGCAAAGGCUCUCCGUAUCGGCCGAUUAGGGUUCUACUAUCUGAUUCAGGGCAACGUUGCCGGUUCAGAGGAUACGAUCGUGAUGGCUUUAUCGGACCGCAAUGCUUCCCAUGUCCAAGUACCUUCUCGCCAAUGUAUCCAUGUCGGAAGGAGACAGGAGUGGGCCAAGUCGCCGCUCCUGGACAUCUCGGCGAACAUUGUCGCCCUCACUCUGAUGUCUGACCUCGUGCAAGGUUCGGCGGUGCUCGUCUUUGAGCCUCCCAGCUUCUAUGUUGAGAGUCUGCGCGACCAAGCCGCGGCUGCCGGCAUCUCACUGACGUUUGCUUCCACCAAGGCUGCGCCCAAAGUGAGCGGUAUCCAGUGGAUUAGUCUACACGAUAGGGAGACUGAGCGAAGCCUCCGCCAGAAACUGCCCACGAAGACUUCCGUGCUAUACGAUUUGGUUGCCGAUCAGAAUCCGGCAAGUCUGAGCUGUCGGCUUGUCAGGUGUCUUCCACCUGGCUGCUCAGUCCGUGGCCCAGACCACUUGUUCCAGAAUGUCGCGACACCAAUGUCGGAACUGGGCUCUCAAGCAGCGACCCAGAUACUGGCUGAAGCUGUUAAAACCGUGCGAAAAUCCAGCGAUAUCGACAGUAUGCCAGUUCUCACAGGCCAUGAGAUCUUGUCUUCUAAGAGCGCUCUUGAGGUCAACGCAAUGAUCGAUUGGGCAACAGACAAGCUUAUCACUAGUCGCAUCCGCCCCAUUGAGACGAAUGACCUAUUUGUUGGAGACAAGACGUAUUUGCUGGUCGGCCUUGCUGGCGACAUGGGCCGUUCGAUCGCUCGAUUUAUGGUUGAGCGUGGCGCGCGCCAUCUUGUACUGUCCAGUCGUGUCCCCAAGAUUGACCAACGUUGGAUCGACGAUAUCGCUCGUUCUGGAGGCAGAGUAAUGGUACUUCCCAUGGAUGUCUCCAACGAAGCGUCAGUCGACAAAGGCCUGGCAGAGGUGCGUGCAUCGAUGCCUCCAAUCGUCGGAGUGGCGUUUGGGCCGCUCCUGCUCCAGGACGUCAUGUUCAAGAACAUGGAACUCUGGAUGAUGGAGAUGGUCCUGGCACCCAAGGUAACAGGGGUUCGCCUGUUAAACGAGCGUUUCUCUGAUCCGGCAAACCCGCUGGACUUCUUCGUCAUGUUCUCAUCUAUCGUGAUGGUUGUAGGGAACCCGGGACAAGCCGCAUACAGCGCUGCAAAUGCGUAUCUCCACGCGAUAACCAAGCAAAGACGCGCUCGCGGCAUGGCCGCAUCGACUAUCGAUAUCGGUGCUGUCAUUGGAGUAGGCUUCAUUUCCCGUGCUGGGCGUGAGAGUGAAUCCCAAACCCGCAAGUUCCUCGCCGACGAGGUCAAGGAGUGGGAGCUCCAUGCGCUCUUCGCGGAAGCCGUUGUGGCAGGCCGAAAUCAGGAGAUCGACGACGUGGAACUUGUUACUGGCAUGGUCCACAUGGAUGAGAAAGAGCGAGAUCGAAUUCCUUGGUAUAACGACCCGCGCUUUGCCGCAUUCAAGUUGUCUGAUCGUCAUACCGCUGGCAACGCAGCCACUGGAGCUGUCGAAUCCCUCAAAGAUCAAUUGACAAAGGCCGAAACUCUGGAUCAGGUCCGCACCAUCAUCCUUGAAGGCGUGUCAAUUAGAAUUCGUGGAGCCUUGCUGCUCGCUGCGACCGACGAGCUGAAUCUGACAGCUCCUUUGAUUGACCAGGGAGUGGACUCUCUCAGCGCGGUGACGGUAGCCUCGUGGUUUGCCAAGAAUCUCAACCUCGACGUUCCUUUAUUGAAGAUUCUAGGCGGCGCCUCAGUGUCCGACUUGGUUGACGAUGCUGUCUCUCGCCUGAGUGUCGACUUGAUUCCACUGGUUGAUUCUGGAUCUCGAGAGGACGGGGUGCAAAUGGCCGAGAGCGUACCGCCAAUCGCGCCGUCAGAGACCGUCGGCACGUCUUCCAGUGACGGAUCUACUUUCUCUGCUGAACACAAUGGCGACAUACCAACGCCGCUAUCCCAAACUUCUCAAGCCGACGACGGUUUCCAGCACGUGGGACCGCUUUCCAUCAUGCAAGAGUACACGUGGAAGCAGAUGCAACUUCCUCUGGAUCCAACCACCUUCAACAGCACCAUUGGCAUAUACAUGCAAGGCCCUCUCGAUCUAAGUCGCCUCAACUCGGCUUUUGAUCAGGCUCUGCGGCGCAGUGACGCAUUUCGUACGUGUUUUAUCUCUGAUCCGGACUCCUCCUUUGAGCGGCCUAUGCAGGCAAUCAUGAGAUUACCCCGAAACUCCUUUCAAUCCUACAGAGUUGCAGACAGGAACGCUGCCGACCAAGCAUUCAAGGACCUCCAAAAGGUUAGGUACGAUCUAGAAAAAGGGGAGACGCUCAAGAUCAUCGACUACUUCUGGACGCCCACCGAUCACCUUCUGGUCAUUGCCUACCAUCGCCUCGUUGGCGACGGCUGGACCACCGAGCACCUUUUUGUCGACGUUAGCCAGCUCUAUAGCGGCCUGCCGCUCGAACCAGCCCCUAGCUACGUCGACUACGCGAUCCGCCAGCGUUCACAGCUCACAUCGGGCGCCUUUGAUGCCGACCUCACUUAUUGGUCCGACCUUUUUCGAACCCUGCCACCCCGCCUACCUGUCCUCUCCCUCGCCUCCACCAACCUGUCCAACUCGACACCUCUCGACUGGACCUCGCACGAAGCCACUGCAAGGCUCAACCGCAUGGAGGCAGUGCGCAUCAAGGACCGCAGCCGCAAACGGCAAGCCACUCCAAUGCACUUCUACCUCACCUCAUUCUACAUCCUCCUCGCCCGGCUGACUGCCUCCACCGAUAUCGCAAUUGGCGUUGCCGACGCUGGUCGCGCCUCUCUCAUCGAUCAAGCCACAAUGGGCUUCUUCGCUUCCUACCUCCCUGUGCGCCUGCCCUACGACCCCGGCCAUACUUUCAACGAAGCACUUGGCGCCAUUAAAGAGCAAAUGCGCGCCGCCCUCCUCCACAGUGCCGUCCCCUUGCCCUCCAUUCUCGACCGCCUCGGUCUGCCCAUUAGCCCAAGCGCCGAUGACCCCUCUUCCCAUGCGCCACUCUUCCAGGCCAUCUUCGACUACAAGCAAGGCCAGACGGAAAGCGGAAGCAUCGGCGAGGCGAAGAUGGUCGAGACUAAUAUCCCACGAGCGGGGACGCCGUAUGAUAUCACAUUGCAGAUUGGGGAUGAUCCGAGCAAAGGGGAGCCGGUGAUUACGGUGAAGCUGCGUAAGGAGCGGUAUGGGUUAGGAGCCGCCGAGGCGGUGAUUCAGGCAUACCUGUCGAUCCUGAACACCUUUUCAAGGAAUCCCGUUCUAAGGGUUACGGACGGAACGUUAGAUCACGGUGCUAUCGCAAGGAGUUGA
Cladophialophora bantiana CBS 173.52 is the source of this 8949-nucleotide messenger RNA. RefSeq lists its product as uncharacterized. Bases 1 to 8949 code for a protein of 2982 amino acids. The transcript has 4 exons. Gene Ontology annotation, biological process: secondary metabolite biosynthetic process; fatty acid biosynthetic process. Gene Ontology annotation, molecular function: 3-oxoacyl-[acyl-carrier-protein] synthase activity; phosphopantetheine binding; fatty acid synthase activity. The record is from RefSeq and is a predicted model, not a curated record. NCBI's taxonomy places the organism in Eukaryota, Fungi, Ascomycota, Eurotiomycetes, Chaetothyriales, Herpotrichiellaceae.